AUGUCCUUUAUUGAAGCAUUAGGCUCUGGAAUAUGCGCAGGAUUGGCUGUUGAUUUAUCUCUAUUUCCAGUGGAUACGUUAAAAACUCGAUUGCAAGCAAAGGGAGGAUUUCUUGCAAAUGGUGGAUUUCAAGGCGUGUAUAGAGGCCUUGGUAGCAUCUUGGUUGGCAGUGCUCCUGGAGCUUCUUUGUUUUUUACAACUUAUGAGACUAUGAAAACCAAUCUCAGCCGUUCAAAGCUUCCAUUGUCUGAACCAGUAAUCCAUAUGACUUCUGGAUCAAUGGGCGAAAUUGCUGCUUGCUUGGUACGAGUUCCUACGGAAGUCAUCAAGCAAAGAGCUCAGGCUUCUGGUGGAACACUUUCAUCCGGAAAUGUUCUCCAAACAAUUUGGAAAUCCGAGCAAUCCUUGAGAGGUUUAUAUUCUGGUUACGGAAUCACCAUUGCGAGAGAGAUUCCAUUCACAUUAAUACAAUUUCCUCUAUGGGAAUAUCUCAAAAAGGCAUGGAGGACUUCCAACAACCGAGAGAAGAAUCUGGCUCACGAGGCCGCUUUGUCUGGAUCCCUUGCCGGAGGUAUUGCUGCUGCAGUUACUACUCCCCUUGACGUUAUAAAAACGAGAAUUAUGCUUUCACAAAAGAGAACGGCCUACGUAUCUACGGUGAAAAAUAUCAUUCAAUUUGAAGGAGGUCGUGCCCUUUUUUCAGGCAUCGUUCCUCGUGUUCUCUGGCUCAGCGGUGGAGGUGCCAUUUUCCUAGGAUUUUACGACACUGUCUUCAAUUUCAUCCAUGAUCAUCACAUCUUCAAUGAAAAGGGUCUUUAA
Messenger RNA from Schizosaccharomyces osmophilus, 819 nucleotides. It is a transcript of the gene pet801, whose product is annotated as mitochondrial carrier, S-adenosylmethionine. Bases 1 to 819 code for a protein of 272 amino acids. Lineage: Eukaryota; Fungi; Ascomycota; Schizosaccharomycetes; Schizosaccharomycetales; Schizosaccharomycetaceae. Gene Ontology annotation, cellular component: mitochondrial inner membrane. The record is from RefSeq and is a predicted model, not a curated record. Gene Ontology annotation, molecular function: S-adenosyl-L-methionine transmembrane transporter activity. The transcript has 4 exons.